This is a messenger RNA of Dothidotthia symphoricarpi CBS 119687, 1808 nucleotides long. Its product is annotated as PLP-dependent transferase. The coding region runs from base 347 to 1744 and encodes 465 amino acids. Gene Ontology annotation, molecular function: pyridoxal phosphate binding; transaminase activity. Gene Ontology annotation, cellular component: mitochondrion. Lineage: Eukaryota; Fungi; Ascomycota; Dothideomycetes; Pleosporales; Dothidotthiaceae. The transcript has 3 exons. The record is from RefSeq and is a predicted model, not a curated record.
AGGCGCGUGAGAACGUCUGAAGAGUUAUUGGGCUCCGCUUUGCAGUCUGUCCGCUAUCAAAACUACAAUCGCAUCCGGGACAGAUGGAAUAGCACUACGCUAUGUGAUCAAUCUCGAAAGCAGAACAUCCUAGACCAUCGGGAGUUAUGGGAAACGGAAAAGUUAAGAGGGUCGGAAGCCCUUCUGUUCGGAAAUUCCCUAGCUCGUGUUUCCCGUUAUCUCGACCCCAGGCCCGUCUUUUGGUACCGCAUUAUUGCAUAUUAAAGACGCAUCAGAUUGUUCAACAUGGGCAAUACACCCUCUCACAUUUUCCUGUACCCAUUACACAUCAAUAAAACUACCAGAAAUGUCUCGCCCAUACGAUUCUGCCGACUUUGAGCAACUCCAGCGCGAUGCGGAUGAGUGUCUGCUCACGUACGGUACCGCAUUCCAUCCUGAAAUCAUCACCUCUACCGAUGGUAUCUACAUGGAAACACAGUCUGGCCAUAGGAUGAUGGACUUUACCUCAGGGCAAAUGAGUUGUCUGAUCGGACAUGGCAACCCUGAAAUUGUACAAACCAUCAAUGAUCACGCUCAACAUCUUGAUCACCUCUUCAGUGGAAUGAUCAGUCCUCCAGUAAUCAAACUCGCGAAACGACUGACUGGUGUGGCACCUGCGGGCCUUGACAAAGCAUUCUUCUUGAGCACAGGUGGCGAAGUCAACGAGGCUGCCAUCCGGUUGGCAAAGUUCUUUACGGGAAAGUUCGAGAUCGUAGGACUGGCCUCCUCGUGGCACGGAAUGACAGGAGGCUCAUUGGGGGCUCAGUAUCACGCUGGACGUUCUGGUUAUGGACCUAACAUGAUCGGAAACCUUGCACUGCCGACACCUAACUCCUACCGCUCGAUUUUCAGGCACCCAGAUGGAUCGCAUGAUUGGACAACCGAGCUGAACUACGGCUUUGAUCUUCUGGACAAGCAAUCUUGCGGAUCGCUUGCAGCGCUCAUCGUUGAGCCCAUCCUUUCCAGUGGUGGUAUGCUGGAACUCCCUCCUGGUUACAUGAAGGCUUUGAAAAAGCAUUGCGAAGCGAGAGGCAUGCUUCUUAUCGUUGAUGAAGCGCAGACGGCCUUGGGAAGAGCUGGAGAUAUGUUCGCCUUUACACAUCACCCCGAGGAUGAGGGCGUUGUUCCGGAUAUCGUAACACUUAGCAAGACGCUUGGGAACGGUAUCCCACUGAGCGCCAUUCUCACAUCGAACCGUAUCGCGCAGCAUGCGAAAGAGAACGACUUCCUCUUCUACACCACACACAUCAAUGAUCCUCUUCCGGCGGCAGUGGGCGACAAGGUUCUCGAAAUCGUCAUCAGAGAUGAUCUCUGCGCACGUUCGAAACGGCUAGGUGUCAAGCUCCAAGCCGGUCUCAGACGACUGCAGUCACGGUAUGGAUGUGUUGGCGAUGUGCGAGGGCGAGGCUUGAUGGGAGGUCUUGAAAUCGUGAGCGACAGAAAGACGAAGGUCGGAGCACCAGAGGUGGGUAGCGCGAUAUCAGACAAGAUGGUGAAGAUGGGCCUGUGGGCACAGCUUGCUACUAUGGCGUCUUUUGGUGGUGUCUUCCGUAUUGCACCGCCAAUCACGGUAACCGAGGAGCAGCUUGAUCUUGCCCUCGCAAUCAUGGAAGAAGCGUUCAGGACGACACCUGGCACGAUGCCGUUGUAUAUCGAGGAGAAAGUACCGGUACGGAGCGAGACUAUUGUAGAAGCUCGGUUAUGAGAUGGGUAGGACUAGUCUCACAGGUUCCUGGAUGAACAAUUGACUUAUAGGUUAUGUAUAUGUC